CGCUGUAAGCCGCUGUCGCUUUGUUACUUGGAAGCAAUUCACUCUCGAAAUGGCCUUCGCACUUUCCAGCAAGCCAGCUGCUGUUGUGGUCAGCCGCUCGGCGACCACCAAAGCUCAUGCUCCGGCCAUCAUUCGCGCCGGCGUGCGCUGCAGCACAAAGGCCCGCCGUAACCUGGUGGUGAGCAAUGUCGCAGCCCCGGCUAAGGAGCAGUGGAACAUCACCAUUCACGGAACCGGCCCCGAGCGUGCUGACCUUCCCAAGCUUAUUUCCAAGGAGCAAGUCGAGGCCCUCGAGGCUGAGCUGGACCAGGGCGCCUCCAUCGCCGCUCUGCGCCGCUUCAACGACAACUUGCGCAACAUCCCCGCGGACCGCUGGGAGGCUGUGCUGCGCCCCGUGUUCAACGAGCUGUGCUUCAACUUGGAGUCCUUCAACCCCGCCUUCACACACUGCCUGCUGAUGGUCCAGCGCACCAUUGGCGUGUCCGACUACGUGCGCCGCGACACGGCGCUCAAGAACCUGAUCCAGCCGCUGGCCGGGGAGUACGGCAUGCAUAACGGCCAACCGCAACUCAAGACCCACCGUGAGCUCUUCUCCGACUUCUUCGCCUCCCUCUUCGGCUACCCGCUGCCGCAGCUGCUGGCCGACACCCCCCAACCGCCCCCCGCAGCAGCGGCCAUGUUCGAGGCCAUGAUGCGGGAUAUCGGCAGCGCGGGGGGGCGGGCGGGGGCGGGGGCCAUGGAGCAGGCCAGCUACGCGCUGGGUUACAACCUGGCCAUCGAGUACCUUGCGGACUAUGAGAAGACCUGGAUGCUGGACUCCUUCCGGCAGCUGGCCGCCCGCGUGUUCCCGCACAAGACCGUGGACUGGGUGUUCCUGGAGGUGCAUGCGGAGGGCGAGGCGGAGCACGCUGCCAUCGGCCACAGCGCGGUGCUCAGCCUGGUUCCGGAGGCGCAGGUGGGGGUGGUACGACAGGCCAUGCGCGACCACGACCGCGACUUCGCCGCCUUUUACAACCACCUGGCGGACCUGCUGGCAGCGCAGCAGUAGGGGGUGUGCGGUGGGCGUGCGGGGCGCGUGUGUGUGUGUUUGGGGGGGGGUUGUGU
Molecule: messenger RNA, 1104 nt
Organism: Astrephomene gubernaculifera
Lineage: Eukaryota; Viridiplantae; Chlorophyta; Chlorophyceae; Chlamydomonadales; Astrephomenaceae
Source: the annotation of a GenBank genome assembly